Messenger RNA from Lethenteron reissneri (Far Eastern brook lamprey), 3530 nucleotides. Its product is annotated as SAM and SH3 domain-containing protein 1-like. The record is from RefSeq and is a predicted model, not a curated record. Lineage: Eukaryota; Metazoa; Chordata; Hyperoartia; Petromyzontiformes; Petromyzontidae. Gene Ontology annotation, molecular function: protein binding.
GAGCGAAGCGCUAACACACGGAGCGCGCACCCAACACGGAGCGUCACAUACCAUGCCUCCUCGCAGCAUCACCACCAACACCACACAGCCAGCAUCACCACCGCCUCGCUGCGGAAUAGACAACGUGCGGUAGCCGUCACACAUCUCACCACACACACAGCACACAUCAUCAUCCUCCUCCCCCUCUUCUUCUUUUUGUUCCCAUUCUUGUGAGAAUAAAUGUAUCGCUUGCGCCGCUCGCUACUCCGUCGCUCCUGCUGCUGCCUCCGCCACCACCACCACCACCGCAUUCUGCCGUGCCACUCGUCUCAUCGAUGAGCGCCUCCGAUCAGCUCGCACGCAUGGCUAAUUCAUCCAGCAGCAGUAGCAGCAACAUCGUCAGCGCCAUCAACAGCUGCGGCAGCGGCGGCUGCAACAGCAUCGUGGGCGAGUGGCUCAAAGCCCUGCGCCUGGGCCAGUACGCCGACUCGUUCCUGGACAAUGGCUACGACGACCUGGAGAUCUGCAAGCAGAUCGGAGACGCCGACCUGGACGCCAUCGGCGUGCUGGAGCGGAGGCACCGCCGCAAGCUGCGCGCGGCCGUGGCGAGGCUGCGGCAGGACGGAGGCACGGCCGUCUACUUCACGCUGGAACCUCCGCACGCGACUGCUGCUGCUGCUGCGGCUGCUGCUGCUCGUGCUGGUUGUGUCCAGCGAGCGGUAGCGGCUGGAGGCGCGCGGGUGGACUUGCGUUGCCUGCUGCAUAGCCACGCGGGCACGGAGAGACACCGUCAGUAUGUCCUUCAUCAGCAGCAGCAGCAGCAUUAUCAUCAGCAGCAGCAAUAUCAAUAUCAACACCUCCUCCUGCACGGAUCACCUGAAACGGGGAAUUGCCUUCGGGGCGGCCCGCUUGUCUAUUGUGUGGAGCAGGGCCAUCCCGUGUCGUGCAAGCAGCAGCAGCAGGAGCAGCAUGAGCAGCAGGAGGAUGCGUUGGCUUACGGAGCUUAUGGUCACGAGGAGAAUUCAAAGCAUCGGUCGGUGGAUGGGGAGAGGAUUACCUACCCGAAGCUCAAGCUGAAGAUCAUGAUCCGGGAUAAGUUACUGCGGGAUGGCAUCCAACUCACGAGGCCUCCAUACUCCCAACAGGCUGCGUCACUGGAGGCGGUGUCGCAGCGCUACGCGGACUACUUCCACACGCACACGGGUGACGUGUUCCAGCGCCUGGAGGAGAUCCGCAAGCGCCGCGUCACCCUGGAGCCCGAGGACUCGGCCCAGGGCAUUGGACGGGAGGCUGACGCCGACAGCGACCAAGCGCAGGCCAAGGAGGCGACGAAUUUUGGACACAUUGCAUCGCCAUCGGAAGACUUAGAAAGCUCUCUGCACAAGUCGACAUCGCAAGACGAGGCAGUGGGAAAAUCCGACAGCAAGAAGAAAGGGCGCUCCUUCUGGCAGAGUCUGCAGAGACUACCCAGCCGCACGUCUACGCGGACACCCAACCGGACACCCACGAGGACUACAAGACAGGGCAGCGUCUCUAGUCAAGGUGCCCAGGCCAGACAGGGCAGCGUCUCUAGCCAAGGUGCCCCCACGAGCCCGGGCGUGAACUUCGUCGCGAGCGAGAUAACGAUGAGCGACGAGGAUCGCAUCGAGCUCAUGACGAUGGUGAAGGACAGGCGCCUCACCAUAGACGAAGCCCUCGCCAAGCUGGAGGCUUACGAGACGUUCAACCAGCAGUGGAGAAGGGAGUCCUGCCCGUCCCCUCUGCUGGCGCAGCACGCCUGCCACACGUUGCCGCGGCGAGACCGCCACUGCGCAGCCGCUCACGGCGAGGUGCAGAGUGACUACGAGCCGGACAGUUGCAGUAAGUUCGGUCGGCUACACAAGCUGGAAUCGUCGCGCGCUGCAGACCGACCUCGCUUUGUCGCGGCGGGAGAAGUGCCGUUUUGGGGGUCCAGCGACGGGUCGAGGACCCCUACACGGGCGUCCGAGCAGCCGCCCGAGUACGAGGAGCCCCCCAUGGUGAUGAUGAUGAUGGCAGCGGCGGUGGCGGGAGGUGAGCCACGUCAGGCCCCUUCCGCCGGCGUCCCGGCCGCCGCUGGGCCCCGGGUCCGCUCGGCUUCGGAAGGCCGGGCGUUCUGCCCGUCGGCCUCGUACGCGUACUCCUACUCGCCACCGCCGUCCCCGCACACGCGCUCGCUCACCUCGACGCCCGAGGCUCUGCGGGCACGGAGAAGGCAGUGGCCCGGCCGCACGGGCAGCAUCGCGGACGACUACGGCCUCAUCAGGCCCCCCAUGGGCCCCCGGGCCGGGUGGCGGCACCGCGGCUCCGGCCAGUCGGAGGAGCCGUGCCGCGGUCACGUGAGGACCAGCAGUUUCGGGGGAUUUGACCUUUCCGCCCGGGUCAGUGGCUCUACCUCUUCUGAUAAGGCGAACUCACCCACCAAGCAUGGCUCCGUGGCGAGGGGGGACGACUCGACGCUGGACGGUCGCGGGAGCCGACGUGCCGGUGGUGGCGGCGGCGCCGACAGCUUCCUGGGCAAGAAGGUGAAGUCGGUGCGUGAGUCGGUGCGCAAGACGGUCACCAAGCUCACCAAGGCCAACUACGAGGUGCUGCCCAAGAGUUCGGACAAGCUGCCGCUGUGCCAGCCGCUGGGCGCGGACGACAGGGAGGGGGGCGCCCACCCAACAGCCCAGCCCGAGGCGGGAGCCCAGCCCACGGGCGACUCCAUGGAGAGUCUGCGCAGCUCCUACAGCGGACACAGCUCCAACAGCGGGCAGACCGUGACGACCUCGGACUCGGGGGGCAGGGUGGACGGCUGCUGCCAAGCGGUGAGCGGCGCGGCCGGCGGCGGCGAGGAGGGGCCCGGCUACUCGGGACCCUUCUGUGGGCGCGCGCGAGUCCACACGGCCUUCACGCCCAGCCCCUACGACAGCGACUCGCUCACACUGCAGAAGGGCGACGUCAUCGACGUCAUCAGCCAGCCCCCGAUGGGCACGUGGAUCGGGCUGCUCAACCGCAAGGUGGGCACGUUCAAGUUCGUCUACGUAACUGUGCUGCCCGAGGGCGAGACCAACAACAACGACAACGACGCUGCGGGAGCCGGGCGCAAGGCCCGCCCGAGGCCCAAGCACCGUCGGCCCAAGCCCAAGACGGUGGAGGAGCUGCUGCACAGGAUGCACCUGGAGGAGUACAUCUCCACGUUCCUGCUCAACGGCUACGAGGACCUGGACACGUUCAAGCUGCUGGAAGGCGAGGAUCUGGACGAGCUGCUCAUCCACAACGCCGAGCACCGCGCCAAGCUGCUCACCGCCGCCGAGCUCCUGCACGACUACGACCACGUGCCGACUACCCACAAUGCAGCGGAGGCGAAGGAGGCAGGGGGCGGCACUGCCGCGCCCGCUGCCGCCGAGGAGGAGUCGCCGCGGGACUCGGGCUGCUACGAGAGCUCCGAGCCGCUGGACUGGCCCCGGUAGGGAGGAACACGGUGGGCAAGCCGAGGCCUCUGCCGAUACGGCCACGGAGCUGUGACCGCCCGGGUUCCGAGCCCUGGC